AUGGAUAAUCAAACUCAAGUUACCGAAUUCAUCCUUUUAGGAUUCCUUGGCAAUCCAUGGCUUCAGAAAUUACUCUUUGUCAUUUUUUUGUUGAUUUAUUUGACCACCCUUAUUGGCAAUUUAAUGAUUACUUUGGCUAUAAGAGUUGAUCCUCACCUUCACAGUCCCAUGUAUGUCUGUCUUUCUUAUUUGGCACUUCUUGAUAUUGCUUUUUCCUCAGCCACAGUUCCUAAAAUGCUAAAAGACUUCCUUUCAGAGAGGAAGGCAAUCUCACUUCAGGGUUGCUUUACCCAGGUCUUCUUUAUCAUGAGCCUUUCUGUGGGAGAGGGUCUUCUCCUUUCUGUGAUGGCCUACGAUCGGUUCACAGCCGUGUGCCAUCCUUUGCACUAUGCAGUGAUGAUGAGGAAACAGGUUUGUGCUAUCCUGAUAAGCAGUGCAUUGUUCACAGGCUUUCUCUAUGCUCUACUUAAUACCCUUCUGCUGACCACUUUACAAUUCUGUGGACCCAAUGUCAUUCAUCACUUCAGCUGUGAGGUCCCACAACUGUUCAAACUUUCCUGUAGCAACACCUUUGCAAACCAGAUGGUGAAUAUUACUCUUGGUUCACUGUUAGGGAUGGGGUCACUACUCAUUAUACUGGCCUCCUAUAUUCAUAUCAUAUCUUCUGUUUUUAGGAUCCAGUCCAUGGAAGGAAAACACAAAGCCUUCUCUACUUGCACAUCUCACAUGAUUGUUGUUGUGCUGUAUUAUGGAACUAUUUUUUUUAGAUACCUGAAGCCUACCUCCAAAGAUGUUGAGGAUCAGGAAAUUGUACCAUCUAUUGUUUACUUGAUUGCAACACCCAUGCUAAAUCCCAUAAUCUACAGUCUCCGUAAUCAAGAAGUGAAAAGGACAUUCAUUAACAUGAUGCAGAGAGUAAUGAAAAAGGAAAGUGUGUGA
Messenger RNA from Candoia aspera, 939 nucleotides. RefSeq names its product olfactory receptor 5F1-like. The coding region runs from base 1 to 939 and encodes 312 amino acids. Gene Ontology annotation, molecular function: G protein-coupled receptor activity; odorant binding; olfactory receptor activity. NCBI's taxonomy places the organism in Eukaryota, Metazoa, Chordata, Lepidosauria, Squamata, Candoiidae. The transcript has a single exon. The record is from RefSeq and is a predicted model, not a curated record. Gene Ontology annotation, cellular component: membrane. Gene Ontology annotation, biological process: G protein-coupled receptor signaling pathway.